GGCUGGGACGUGAACCGUGGCAUCCUGGGCUCGGACACGGCCAAGUCGCUGACCAUCGUCAACUCCAGCCGCAACCUGCUCGUCUCCUGCUGGACCAAGCGCAAGGCCAAGGAGUGGAUGGACGCGCUGAAGCUCUCCUACGAGAAUUACGGCAAGGAGUUCGUCGAGGCGAACCGGUACGAGUCGUUCGCGCCGGUGCGCGAGUGCUCCUGCCGCUCUCGCUGGUACGUGGACGGCAGCACGUACUUCCGCGACGUGGCCGACACGCUGGAGGCGGCUCGUGAGGAGAUCUUUAUCACCGACUGGUGGCUCAGCCCGGAGAUCUUCCUCAAGCGGCCGGCGCUCGACUCCGAGUACUGGCGGCUCGACCAGGUCCUGCUCAGGAAGGCGAAACAAGGCAUUAAGGUAUACGUGAUGCUGUACAAAGAGGUGGAGAUGGCGCUGGGCAUCAACAGCUUCUACAGCAAGCAGAAGCUGAUGCAGCACGACAACAUCAAGGUGAUGCGUCACCCGGAUCACGCCAGCUCGGCCGUGCUGUUCUGGGCCCACCACGAGAAGCUGGUGGUGGUGGACCAGAACUAUGCCUUCGUGGGCGGCAUCGACCUUUGCUACGGCCGCUGGGACGACUUCUUCCAUCGGCUGACCGACCUGGGCAGCGUGGCGGACCUGGAGCGGGCCGGCCACUUCCAGGCGCCGGUCACCUCCAGCACGCCGGCCGGCUCUCAGCUGCCACACACGCUGCUGGCGCUGGCGCAGGGCACCAACAUGGUCACAAUCGGCACUGUCACCAACGCCGAGCAGGCCAAAGAGCUCCCUGUGGAGAUGCAACCGCACGUCAUGUCCGGAGAUGUGGUGGACGCAGCGCUGGCCCAGGACGGCGACGGCUCCGAGCACGGAGAGCCGGACGAAGAGCUGCCGAUGAAAGGCGAGACGCCGCCGACGCACCGGCGGCGUAUCAUGCGCAACAUGGUGCGCAUGCGCGAGGUGGCCAGCGUGUGGUCGCACGGGAUCGCCGACCGCAGCCGCCGCCAUCUGCACAGGGGCAGCAGCGAUGCGGAGGGUGAGGACGGCCCGGCCGCCGCCGCCGAGGAGGCCGUGGUGGCCGAGAAGGCGCCGCAGGCACAGGCGGCUCCAGUCACCGCAGCCGUGGUCGCCGCCGAGGCCGGCAUGCUCGACGAGGUGGACGCCAACCGUGUCAAGAAGCUCACCGCUAAGCUGUGGUUCGGCAAGGACUACACCAACUUCAUCGUCAAGGACUUCAGCGCGCUGGACGCCCCGUUCAUGGACCAGAUCGACCGCCGCUCAGUGCCCAGGAUGCCCUGGCACGACAUCUCCACGGGCGUGGUGGGCUCGGCUGCGCGCGACGUGGCGCGCCACUUCAUCCAGCGCUGGAACGCUGUCAAGGUGGAGAAGCUGCGCUUCAACAUGGACUACGAGUUCCUGCUGCCCAAGGGCUACCAGACGUGCGACUCCAUACCGGAGGUGCUCUCGACGCCCAGCUACAAGACCAAGUGUCAGAUCGUGCGAAGCGCCUCACAGUGGUCGGCCGGCAUCAAGGACACGGAGGACUCGAUCCAGCAGGCGUACGUCGACCUGAUCAGCCGCGCGCGACACUACAUCUACAUCGAGAACCAGUUCUUCAUCUCGCUCUGCGGCAUCAACGCCGACGUCAGCAACCGCGUGUGUGAGGCGCUCUUCCAGCGCAUCCUGCGUGCGCACAAGGACGGUCGCGGGGACGGCUCCAAGUUCCGCGUGUUCGUCAUCGUGCCGCUGCUGCCGGGCUUCGAGGGCCAGGUGGGCACGGCCGGCGGCACGGCCAUCCAGGCCAUCACCCACUGGAACUACUCGUCCAUCUGUCGGGGCCAGUUCAGCCUGCUGAAGCGGCUGCAGGACCGCGGCGUGAACGACCCGACCGAGUUCGUGAGUUUCCACGGCCUGCGCACCCACUCGGAGCUGGGCGGCAAGCCGGUCACCGAGCUCAUCUACGUGCACAGCAAGCUGAUGAUCGUGGACGACGACACGGUCAUCUGCGGCUCGGCCAACGUCAACGACAGGAGCAUGAUGGGCAACAGGGACUCCGAGGUCUGCAUGGUCGUGGAGGAUCUGGAGUUUGACGAGGGCGUGAUGAACGGCGAGGCGGUCAAGGUGGGCAAGUACGCGGGGGCCAUGCGCCGUCACCUGUUCAAGGAGCACUUGGGUCUGCUGGAGACGCCCAACGACGACGUGGACGUCAACGACCCGAUCAGCGACGCCUUCUACAAGGGCGUCUGGCUGAAGGCGUCCAGCAAGAACACGGACGUGUUCGAAAAGGUGUUCCGCUGCAUCCCGACGGACUCUGUCAAGAGCUUCGCCCAGCUGCAGACGUUCCAAGCGGAGGUGCCGCUGGUGCUGUCGUACCCGUCGCGCGCCAAGGAGAUGCUCAAGGACAUACGGGGUCACCUGGUGGACCUGCCGCUGGAGUUCCUGGAGUCGGAGGACCUCACCCCGGACCUGGGCACCAAGGAGGCGCUGGUGCCCACCUACAUGUGGACGUAGACGCGGCGCGAGGCAGGACCGCCCGCAGCGGUGGCGGCCGCCGUCGCCGUCAGCUCCCCGCGGCCGGACGCCAGCGCUGGUCUCCUGUUGAACGUCCCGUGCCGCGACCGGCCCGCGCUGCCUCUCAGCGCAGGCGGAGGUGCCGGUGUGUUUUACCUGUCGCUGUGAUGUUCCCUCACGCCUCGCUGCCAGCUGAGACUUGUUGCCGAUCGCCUUGCCUUGAGAUCGGGUCAGAGUUGGCGUGUGGACAUGGCCGAGAGCUGGGGUGCACGCGAAGACAUGAGACCGCUUGUGCCGCCUGCAGCGUGACUUGCGCGGCGUGAGUAGGCCUAGGGCUGGUGUUCUGUUUGUGAGGGCCCACGUAAAGACCGGGAGUCAACUGCAGCAGUGUUGCAACCGUGGGCUCAGAAAUGCCCGGUUCAUGCUCGGCUAGGCACUCGCCGACCCUGGUGCGCACGAUGGAUACGUCAGACUGCAUUCGCGGCUCCGCGACGCUGUUGCCGCCUGUCGGAGGCGUCGGGAACUGACGCGGGCUGGGCUCGGUCGCCGCCGGCCGGCUUCUGCCGCCGCGCUCGGUCGAGCCGGCUGCGGCCACGCCGACCGUCGGGCUUGGCGGUCGGCUGGCCUGUGUUCCUCGCUCACCGCUCUGGCCGCAGUUCAGGCGGCCGGGGUGGAGGCGGCGCGGUGGUACGGGUCUGUGUCUGGUGUCGGGCGUGGUCUUGGCUCUUCUGACAUGGCGGGCGUCGCCGCCGCGUGUUGGUGAUUACCAUACAAUCUGUCGUCCUCCCGGGGGGCGGGCGGCGUCAGCAGCAGACUUCGCCCGCCGUCCCCCGUCGUCGGUCCACUCCCCACCACUGCGUGGCCGAAGGGUCGGCCCCGGCGGUGGCGCUCUGCUAUUGGCUUGGGUUCUCUCACAGCUGCAUAAGCCUGCACUCACGCUGAGGUAAACGACACAGGGGUGGGUGUUGGUGUGCUGGCGCAGCGGUGCGCUCGUUGAUCCGACAGCCGGUGGCUGCGCAGCGCUCAUUGUGUUGUGACCCCUGCCGGUCACUCCGCGACGCCAGGCAGCUGCCACCCCCUCCCUCGCCUUCCCUCCACCCCUCGUGGGGCUAGAUGUCUACGCACAUUAGUCGUCAGGUAGCGUGUUGUUUUUACUAGAGCAGCUUUAUUGCCGUUUCUUUUGUUGUCCCUCUUGUGUGUGAGGAGCCGCCGAGCGCCUGUUUGCUGUUUAAGCCCGCUGGAUGCUAUCACUAUUGUUAAGUGCCUUUCGAAAUAUUCGGUCAGCUGGGCGGAAGCCGUAGCCGGCAAAGAAUCCGUCGUUUUCAGUGUGAACCACACAUGCGCACCCAUCUUGGGUUCAGGUUGGGUUUGGAAUUGCUUUACCGGACGGGUCGUGCCGGUAGUAUGUCAUGUCAUCCGCCUCGACGCACCGAUGGCUUUUGCGUCGGUCUAUGCACGUAAUACCCGUGCCAAGUGAAAGCCUUUGGAACCAGCGGCUGCUAUAUGUAUGCGAUGUUACGCAUACGAAUUACAGAGUGGCAGUCAGUCAUCAAUCGGUGUUGUCCCCGUAUUCGCGAAUCGUGCAAGAGUAACUGGCAAGAUAUGGUCAUCGCGUCAGUGUUCAAAUAUAUGUCCUCCACAUUUACGAACACCGUGCGGCGAAGCUGUAGCUGAGAUGCCAGCUCAUCUGAAAAUGUUUUAAGACCGCUGAAAACGACCAUGGCAAAUGGUUGAGUAACUUUGCUAUCAAUCUACUGUUAGCGUAAGAUAAUGCAGCGAGUAAUUAUCCGCAGCGCGAGCGUUCGGUUUUACUUCGAACAUCGAAUGUAGUAUGCAUGCGUGCGAUAGGGGUGCAAAAAUACACUUUUAUAAGAGG
Molecule: messenger RNA, 4411 nt
Organism: Pollicipes pollicipes
Lineage: Eukaryota; Metazoa; Arthropoda; Thecostraca; Pollicipedomorpha; Pollicipedidae
Product: phospholipase D2
Exons: 19
Coding region: 118-2535 (805 amino acids)
Biological process (GO): intracellular signal transduction; phospholipid catabolic process; phosphatidic acid biosynthetic process
Cellular component (GO): intracellular membrane-bounded organelle
Molecular function (GO): D-type glycerophospholipase activity
Source: RefSeq, a predicted model, not a curated record